AUGACGGAAGAACGCGUAAAAACAUCUGAAUGUACGAAAGAAUCAACCGAAGUAAUCGAGAGCCCUAAAAUAUGUUCGUUCAGCAUCGAAAGUCUCCUAGCACCAAGUAAGAAGAUCAUUGAAAAUGAUACCCGUGUACCAAGUCAUACCGAAAUCUAUUUACACGGACAGGAAUCGAAUGAUUCUGAGGGCCGGAAGCUGGUAGCACCAGAUUCCUCGAUGACUAUGGCAGAAGAAGUCGAAUUCGAUGAUUCUGACAUGGUUUGCUCCACCUCCCCUGAGCCAGAGAUGUGUUACGAGGCGUGCACCAGUAGCAGCGGUGCCAACUCGACGACAGGUGUUGAUAGGGAGGUUCAGGAGAAAAAUGAUAGCGCUACUAGCGACGAUGAAAGGAAAAAGAGGCCACGUACGGCGUUCACCGCGGCGCAAAUUAAGUCAUUGGAAGCGGAAUUCGAGAGGAACAAAUACCUGAGCGUGGCGAAGAGAUUACAGCUCAGCAAGAGUUUAAAAUUGACCGAAACUCAGAUCAAAAUUUGGUUCCAAAAUAGACGUACCAAGUGGAAAAGAAAGUACACGAACGACGUGGAACUAUUAGCGCAACAAUAUUAUUCUAGUUUAGGGAUUCCUGCACCUCGACCAAUUUUCGUAGGAGAUCGUUUAUGGUUUUUUAAUUAUCCAGGGCAACCACAACCGGGAACACCGAUAUUCCCGCAGCAUUUAGCGACUGUACCUUUGCCACCCGCCUUGCCCAUCGUGCAACCAUUACCGAGUAACUUAACGAUGGGUCAACAGACUUCUAUUUAUCAAAAUAUCCCCACCAAUAAUCCAGCGUAUCAUUUGAAUCAAAGGCUGGAUUUCAGGCAUCAGGACUCUUAAGCAUAUUCAGUUAAUAAUUAGAUGAAAUCAAAAAGUUGAUGGUGUUUAAUAGGUCUUGGAACGAUCCAAUAAUUUCGCCGAUUACCGCAAUAGGUCACAAAGACAUAUCACGUUCGAAAGCAAUAAGAAUCGUGUUAGUUGCAUUUAUUAUAAGGAAAGGCAAUAUAUACAACACAUAAUUAUUGCAAUAACAAUCUUCUUUUUUUAAUGGGAAAACUAACA
This is a messenger RNA of Osmia lignaria (orchard mason bee), 1098 nucleotides long. RefSeq lists its product as uncharacterized. Gene Ontology annotation, biological process: neuron differentiation; central nervous system development; regulation of transcription by RNA polymerase II. Gene Ontology annotation, cellular component: nucleus. Gene Ontology annotation, molecular function: RNA polymerase II cis-regulatory region sequence-specific DNA binding; DNA-binding transcription factor activity, RNA polymerase II-specific. The record is from RefSeq and is a predicted model, not a curated record. NCBI's taxonomy places the organism in Eukaryota, Metazoa, Arthropoda, Insecta, Hymenoptera, Megachilidae.